This is a messenger RNA of Amblyraja radiata (thorny skate), 4002 nucleotides long. It is a transcript of the gene timm50, whose product is annotated as translocase of inner mitochondrial membrane 50 homolog (S. cerevisiae). Lineage: Eukaryota; Metazoa; Chordata; Chondrichthyes; Rajiformes; Rajidae. The transcript is spliced from 10 exons. Bases 80 to 1276 code for a protein of 398 amino acids. The record is from RefSeq and is a predicted model, not a curated record.
GCUCGCCUGCGCCGUCAAUAAACGAGAGCGGGCGGUGAGAUUGACCGACGGUGAGAAGUGGGCGGGAGAAUCAUCCAAGAUGGCGGCAUCACUCAGCUGCAUGUGUAGCCGGUCGGGGCUGAACCUCUGCGGGAAAAUUCUGCGCAAUCGGCCCGGAGCCGCCCGCAAAAGACUAACGCUGCGAAGUUAUGAGGUAAAGUCCAAUCCGUCGCCGGCGUGCCGGGCGCUGUCGACGGAGAAAGGCGGCCCCGCGACCGGCGGUCUGGCUCAGGCCAUCCUGCAGGAGAAGCUGCAGCAGCAGCAGCGGGAACGGGCCAAGGAGGAGGCGGGCAGCGGCGAGCAUGGGAGCGGCGAUGCCGGCACCGAGCAGGAGCAGAAACAGAAGCAGAAUACGGCUUAUGCCAAGAAGAUGGUGUUGAGGUUAAUGGGGCUGCUGGGCGCGGGCAGCACCCUCGGGGUGGUCUACGUCUUCGGUAAUAAUUCAACGGAUGAAACUGGAAAUAAGAUUCCAGAUGAAUUUGAUAAUGAUCCCCCAGUGGUACAGCAGUUACGAAGAACAUAUCGCUACUUCAAAGAUUACAGACAGAUGAUAAUUGAGCCCACCAGUCAGAAGCUGCUGCCAGACCCCCUUAAAGAACCAUAUUACCAGCCACCGUAUACUGUUGUGUUGGAACUAACAGAUGUGUUACUGCACCCAGAAUGGUCGUUAGUCACAGGUUGGCGGUUUAAGAAGAGGCCAGGAAUAGACUACCUUUUCCAGCAAUUGGCACCAUUGUAUGAAAUUGUUAUCUUCACCACAGAGACAGGAAUGACUGCAUAUCCACUUAUUGACAGUGUGGAUCCACAUGGGUUCAUCAUGUACCGUUUGUUCAGGGACGCAACGCGAUAUAUGGAAGGUCACCAUGUAAAGGAUGUGUCUUGCCUGAACAGGGACCCUUCCAAAGUUAUUAUUGUAGAUUGUAAAAAAGAAGCUUUCCGUCUCCAACCCUUCAACGGCAUCGCACUAAGGAAAUGGGAUGGGAAUUCUGAUGACCGAACCCUAUAUGAACUUGCAACAUUCCUGAAAACAAUUGCAGUGAGUGGAGUUGAAGAUGUCAGAUCCGUGCUGGAGAACUAUGCUCUUGAAGAUGAUCCAAUUGAAGCGUUUAGAAAAAGGCAAGAACUACUAGCACAGGAAGAAAAACAGCGGAUAAGUGAUCUAUCGCAGCAGAAAUCUUCUACCCUCUCCCUCGGAUCCUUGACGAGCAAACUAUGGAAUCGGUCCAAGCCACAGUAACAUCAGCCGAAUAAAUAUCCAGGCCUACUCUCCUGCUGUGUUCCAGAGUUACCCAGAGAAGCCUGGCACACGGCUCCAAGGUGGAGUGAGCAAUGGCCUCUUCACCCUGGGUUGUGCUAGAGUGAAAGCUACCAAGAGAUGAGGUCCAGUUAAUUUCAUACUACCCAAUGCCUUUAGUUGGCAAGGUUAGAUGUGAAAGAUAGCACAGAGAUGGAACACUGAUAAUUAUCUCCCAUUACAUGCCUUGAUAUUGGCCACCAUUUUGGAUGUACCACCACAAUCUGAAUGCAACAGAAAAGUCAGAUUGAAUCUCCUAUCAUUACUUUGUUUUGCAUUUUAAGUGAAGGAUUAAUCUUUUUCUUUCCCAGUUUCAUAUUUUUUACAUGCCAACUGUUAAAUCGUGGUAACGUUACUCUGGGAUUGUGAAGAGGGAAAAUCCAAUUGUCUUAUCAUUGUGACUGUAUUCUACCAAGUAUUAAAUCUACACACAGGUUUUUAGUCAGUGCCUACAAGAUGGCAUCCACCAAAGUGUAGCUUUCUUUUUGAUAUUUGUACAAUCAAUACAGGUUGAUGUGUCCCGAGAUUCUGUGAAUGAUGUGCAUAUGAAACAGAGUGUGUUCAGUGAAAUGUUUAAUAAAAUGAUGACGGCAAAAAUGGGAAUUUAAAUUCCACAUGAAUUUGAUUGUAGUUAAAACAAUGGCGUGUCUGAAUGGAACCUGUCCCAUAUUCAUGUGGCUUCGGGCAGCCCUAAUUUUACUGCAUUGAACAAAUUUAUUGCACACACUGCCUAUGUUUGUACUGAAUAAUGCUUAGCAUAUGCUAAGCAGAGCAAGUGAAAUUUACUUGAAGAACUUUCUACAUUUCUAUCGUCUAUACCUUUAAAGGAAUGUUCCUAAUUUCAUGGAUCCCUUCUAAACUGGUUUGAUUUGCCACGUAAUUCCUUUCUUUCCGCUGUUCAGGAAUCAGAAUAUCGCAUACCUAUGAUCGUCAGUGAGGAAAGCAAGAACAUGGCUACUUAAAUACCUGAAGGGAUUGCCAAUAGAGUCAAAGAGUGUUAACAGCUCGGAAAAAAAGGCCAUUCAGCCCUUCCAGUCCACCUAACCAUCAAGCCUACAUUUAUUGAUACGUACAUUGGAUAAAAAGUGAUUGAUUGAAGAAACGAGCCAAAGAAGUACAGAGAAGGAAGCAACAUUAGCCUUGCUAUUUUCGAGUUUUGAAUAUUUCCUAUGAGAUAGUUCAGAACUGAAAAGGGUGGUGGGGGUGGGUUAAAAAUUAGACCCAUCAAGUUUAGGAGUAAUAUUUGGAACUUAAAAGAGUUGGGGUGAAUUGAGGCUGUAUCAAAUGAUACCAGUCAAUAAGUGUCUAAAUGGGUUGAGAUAUAAACCAGCUUCAAUCUAACUGAGAGACUGCACUGAUUACAAUUUGCUGUGUUUGAUUUAAAACUCAAGCCUUUGUAGCAAAAGUGACAGGCAGAUGCUUCCUUUCAGCUUUGGCCUGAGAUUUCAGCAUUGCAGAAGCUAAUCUUCAGCCAAUUCAGUUCACUCCAUGUGAUCAGUCAAAGAGGUUUACUUAGAGCAUUGAAUACUUCAAAAGUCGCGGAACCAGACAACAUACUACCACAUUGCCGAAGACCUGAACUUUCUAAGCUGUAUCUCUAUCCAAAUAUUCAGUGCAGUCUCACUGUUGGUAUCAACCUGCAAACUUGGCGUGUUUCCAAGAAGCAGGACAAAUCCAAUCCAGUGAAUUAUCACCCAAUUCUUCUCUUGUGAUAAAAGGUUUCGAUGAUUUGAAGUGGCAUCGGGUAAGACGGGAGUCCCUGUCAUCAAGGCAACAGUUGACAACGUGUGUCAUUCAUGGGGAAACUAAAUUAGUUGUUGGAGUCUUGUCUGGCAGAAUGGAGAUGGUUGCGGUUCUUCUUCUUGCGUAUGGCGUGCACAGCCUAAAGUUGUAGGACAACUUGUUCUAUUUGAUUGUGCACGCCGGGUUGAUUGCAUUCGUCGAAACAGGGCGGACGACGUGCAGGUUGCAAUCUCCCACCCCAAUGGUUGUGGCUGUUGAAACUCAAUUGCCCCAACCCCAGGGCACAACUGCAAUAACCUAGGAACAACCAAACUUCAACUUCAUCAUCAAAUUUCUUUAAAAGAUCAGUAGGAAAUGUUCCCAAUGAACAAGAGUGCACAAUAUUCCAUUCCAUUCACAACUGCACAGCCAAUGAACUUUCCUAAUUACAACAGGAGGAGGAUAUUCGGCACAUUGGAUGCAAGGUGAAAAAUCUCACUAAUACUCUUAUUUCAGAAAACUUGUCAGAACUGGGAAAGAGCAUUUUCUGUUUUAUUCCAAAUUUCCAUCAUCUGUAACUUUUUUUGUAGUUUUGCAUCUUAUUUCUUUGAAGCCAUGCAGUAAUUCUCUCUCACCUACCCAUCGACCAUUCUUUGUUUCCUAUGCCACUUGACUAUGCUAAGGAGUACUUUCCAAUGGUCAAUUAACCAUCUGCCUUGUCUUUGGGAUGUGUGCGGAAACGAGAGUGCCCAUCAGAAAUGCAUGUGGUCACGGGGAGAACAUGCAAACUCCACACAGAGAUCAUAAUUGGACAUUGAUUCUCACAACAGUGAGACGGCAACGCUAACACUGCAGUCCGUUUGUGUAUGUGGUUUGACUAAGGAACAUUUGUACCACAAAAGUGCCAGGCAAUGACCAUCUCAAUAAAAGAACGUCUGAUCAUCUAA